Messenger RNA from Penicillium verhagenii, 1284 nucleotides. RefSeq lists its product as uncharacterized. Gene Ontology annotation, biological process: phospholipid biosynthetic process. Gene Ontology annotation, molecular function: phosphotransferase activity, for other substituted phosphate groups. NCBI's taxonomy places the organism in Eukaryota, Fungi, Ascomycota, Eurotiomycetes, Eurotiales, Aspergillaceae. Gene Ontology annotation, cellular component: membrane. The record is from RefSeq and is a predicted model, not a curated record. Bases 1 to 1284 code for a protein of 427 amino acids. The transcript is spliced from 6 exons.
AUGGACGUCAUUCAUCGCAUGGUCCAAGAGACCCAAGAUUCCCUUUCCGACGAUGCGCUCCUCCCCCUUAAGUCCUACAAGUACUCCAGUGUCGACAAGUCUCCUAUUUCCAAUUAUAUUCUUCGACACUACUGGAAUGCUUUCGUUGAACUUCUCCCCAUGUGGAUGGCCCCCAACAUGGUGACCCUGCUCGGGUUCGUCUGGAUUGUGGUCAACGUCUUCUUGAUUGUGUUCUUCAUGCCUGAUCUAUUGGGACCGGCUCCUGCAUGGUUGUACUUCAGCUUCGCCCUCGGCAUGUGGAUGUACUCUACCUUAGAUAAUGUGGAUGGUAAACAGGCCCGGAGAACGGGAACUUCCAGCGGGCUGGGAGAAUUGUUUGAUCAUGGAAUUGACUCCUUGAACUGUACUCUUGCUAGUCUGUUGGAGACUGCUGCCAUGGGAUUCGGUGCUUCGCAGCUUGGUGCCUACACCGCACUUGUUCCCUGUCUGGCGAUGUACUUUUCAACCUGGGAAACCUUCCACACUCACACCCUAUACCUCGGCUAUUUCAAUGGCCCAACUGAGGGUCUCCUCAUUGCCAUCAGCAUUAUGAUUGCGUCUGGUAUUUGGGGACCGGGCAUCUGGGCCCAGCCGAUCACCGAUCUGAUCAACAUCCCCCAGAUCUUCGGUAACAACUCCGUGAAGGAUUUGUGGGUGCCGAUCCUGGUUGGUGGAUUCCUCCUGGGCCACCUCCCAGGCUGCGUUAUGAACGUGUAUGCCGCACGCAAGAAGCAGGGCUUGCCCUUCACCCCCCUCCUCAAGGAGUGGGUGCCUAUGAUUUUGUUCACUUUGUGCAACGUUGCAUGGCUCUUCUCCCCUUACUCCCACCUGCUUACCGACAACCACCUUGUUCUAUACUGCUGGGUUAUUUCUUUCGUCUUCGGCCGUAUGACCACCAUGAUCAUCCUGGCCCACCUGCUGCGUCAGCCCUUCCCCUUCUGGACUGUUCUGCAGGCUCCCCUGAUCGGCGGUGCCGUGUUGGCGAACUUGCCUCGUCUCGGACUCCCGAUGGUGAGCGCAUGGGUGGAGGUCUGGUACCUGCGCCUAUACUUGCUGUUUGCCUUUGUUAUUUACAUGCACUGGGCCGUCCUGGUCAUCAACCGCAUUACCACUUUCCUCGGAAUCAACUGCCUGACCAUCCGCAAGGACCGCUCCGCGGCUCGGGACAGAGUGUACCGUGACUUUGGUGAGGCCAGCCUCGGCGCUUCCAGCAAUACUGAAGGUGAUGCCUUCAAGAACCACUGA